This is a messenger RNA of Laetiporus sulphureus 93-53, 1746 nucleotides long. RefSeq lists its product as uncharacterized. The coding region runs from base 1 to 1746 and encodes 581 amino acids. NCBI's taxonomy places the organism in Eukaryota, Fungi, Basidiomycota, Agaricomycetes, Polyporales, Laetiporaceae. Gene Ontology annotation, molecular function: osmosensor activity. Gene Ontology annotation, biological process: establishment of cell polarity; osmosensory signaling pathway via Sho1 osmosensor; fungal-type cell wall organization. The record is from RefSeq and is a predicted model, not a curated record. The transcript is spliced from 3 exons. Gene Ontology annotation, cellular component: extracellular region; cell surface; site of polarized growth.
AUGUCACUCUCGCUGUCGAUUGGCCUGCCAACUUCCACCGCGAACGCAAGCGGCACCGCGUCCAGUUCAGUUGCGCCCACAGGGAACAGCACGCUCACAUCAUCGUCUAUAUUUUCCACGAGCUCUAGCGCAUCCGGGAAUCUGACGAGUGUGUUCCCGACGUCGUCAUCCAGUGGUUCUGUCAAUGCCACCGCCACGGCGUCAUCAUUCAAUGGCACGCUUUCGUCCGCGACUACAGUGUCGUCUGCGACGUCUUACAGCAGCACGCUCUCGAGCUCGGCUGUCGGAGUAAACCUGUCUUCUACAGCAUCCCCGUCGAUCCCGAUUUCGUCCAAUUCGUCACUGCUGCCCACUUCGACCGGAGUCAACGGGAGUGUAUCGCCGAGUACCAGUACGCCUCUCCCGACCUCCAACUUUAGCACCUUCACGUUACUACCGACAUCGAGUGUGAUAACCAACAGCUCGUCCGUAAUUCCAUCGACGGUAUCCUCAGUCAACUGGACGUCCUCGAUCUCCAGCAGUAGCAUGAGUUACAAUGCUAGCAGCUCGGUUGUGAUCAGCUUCCCAUCUGGCUUAUCUAGUUCUAGCACGGCUUCGUUUAGCUCACUGACCACGCUCGCAUCUUCGAGCUCGACGUCCAGUACAGUCACAUACACGCCGUCCGUCAAUUCUGCGUACACCUUCUUGACGGCCACCUCGCUAGCUCUUGCAACGCCGACGACUUCUUCACCAUCGUCUGCGGCAUCGUACUCGGAGACAGACCAGUCCACAUCGACGCCAACGGUGUCUAGUCAGAGUGCGGCCACAACGGCCAGUCCCUCUUCGGCACCAUUGCCUUCCUGGCUACCCGCACAAAUCUAUCCCGCAGAUCCUGUCUCCCAGAGUGAUAUUCCAUCGGGGUAUCAGGAGAUUAGCCUCCUGUAUCUUAACACACUGAAUUGGGAACAUGUUGUUAAUGAUACUACAACGUCAUCGCAGAUCUUUGCAUACAUGCCCACGGUCGUGGCGACCGCCAUUAACGUCAGUGUGUCGUCUGUGUAUGAAUACGCGUUGCAGGUCUGGGUGCCCUCAGACUACACUGGCGAGGAUGACGCAAAUGACCUGCUUACGGUCUGGCUCUGCUAUAUUCCUGAAGGCUCUGUCAGCGAGCUCGCGCAACAGAUCAAGGACCCGUCAUCGUCGUUCUAUACGGGAUUAUCCGGUAUCUACACCGAGCUUGCUGAGCAAGUGAACCCCUCCUUUGCGGUUGACUCAGUAACAAGUUCUUCAUCGGACUCGGGUAGCAGCAGCGGCAACAGUGGAACACCGUCUUCCAGCAGCAAUGCUGCGACCAGUGGCUCGUCAAAAUCGAAGACACGCGAGGACGCCAUCAUUGGUGUCGUAACUUCGCUCGGGGGUAUCACACUCAUUGCGCUCGCAUUCCUGGUCAUGCGUGCCAUCAAGCAACGCCGAGAGCUGGCUCAUCAACGCUUGGCAGAACCUGUGAACGACCCACAUUCAUACGACGGAUCUCGCCCCGAGGGUCAGGAGUUCGACCGUGACAGUCUGGGCGGGCAGCGCAGGCGCAGUUUCUACUACGCCGCCGACUCGCUGCGCGGAUUCCAGGAGGUCGCGACUGCUGCGACCGCCGCUGCCGCAUCUUACGACUCGCAGCUGAACCAGGACAAUGCCAUGCGAGAACGCCGGCCGAUCGCACCGGCGAUGAUCUCCACGCCGAUCUUGAGAGAGAACUCGAUGAAUUGGUAG